ACAUCUUGGAUAUGUGCCAUUACCUUUUGCGCAGUUUUUACACCGUUACUCUGUAGACUACGCUCCCACAGAUCAGAAAUAUGGGUAACACCGGGGGUACAUUAAGUCCUGCUGAUAGGGAGUUCCAGGGAAACCGAUCUGGAUGGAACAAGGCACAGAAAAUGAAAAUUAAAGUUGACGGCAGUCUGAAGGAAAUCAGGAUGAUUGUAGUUGGGAAAAUGGGCGUCGGUAAAAGCGCUUUCUGUAACAUUCUUCUUGGCUCAGCCAGAUUUAGGUCCCAGGAUUCUUGGAGUCCUGUGACAACAAAUGUUCAAGCAGGUUGUGUGGACAGAGGCAAUAGAAACAUAUUUGUUAUUGAUACCCCUGGUUUUAGAGAUGGCGAGAAAACGAGCGAUCAAGAAAUUGUGGAAAUGGCCGACCACAUCUGUGAACAUUUUCUUCGUAUAUCGCCAGGUUUUCACUGCAUAGUUUUGAUGUUAAAUGCUGACGAGCGCUUCAGUCGUGAAGACAAAGAAAUAAUCGAUGAUGUUAAGAAGGUUUUUGGUAAUGACGUCAUGGAUCACAUGAUACUAGUUUUCACUCGAUGUACAAGUGAUGAUGAUUUGAGUAAAUUAACAAAAACAACAGAUCCCGACUUUAAAAAGUUGCUUGAAGAGGUCAAAGGUCGUGUGUUUGCAAUUUUUCGCGACUGUGCAGACUAUAACAAACAAGAACGUGUUAAUAGUUUUUGUAAAAUGGUGGACGAUUUGUGUAAAGAUAUAGGGGCUCUGUACACAAAUGAGAUGCUUCUCGAGGCAUGGCGGGUAGUAGAGAGCGAGAUUAAGACUCCACAGGAUAGACUGAAAAUCAAGGACCUUCAGAAGAAAAUAGACAGUCUACACUUAGUUAGAUAUUUCUUAAAUCUAUUUCGAUCAUGACAUUUUGAAACUCUGCUUCAUGAUUUUAAAGUUCACACAGUGAAUUUUUCACUUAGAAUUUGGAAUAGUUACUUUUGUUAUAGAUAUUGUUUACUGUAGAUAUUUGCAAUAAAAUGCUGUGUGCUGCACAUUAACACAUCAAAA
Molecule: messenger RNA, 1061 nt
Organism: Ostrea edulis (European flat oyster)
Lineage: Eukaryota; Metazoa; Mollusca; Bivalvia; Ostreida; Ostreidae
Product: GTPase IMAP family member 7-like
Exons: 3
Coding region: 81-917 (278 amino acids)
Molecular function (GO): GTP binding
Source: RefSeq, a predicted model, not a curated record